Knipowitschia caucasica is the source of this 2643-nucleotide messenger RNA. Lineage: Eukaryota; Metazoa; Chordata; Actinopteri; Gobiiformes; Gobiidae. The record is from the annotation of a GenBank genome assembly.
AUGGAAAAGGAGCUACACUGUCCCGUGUGUGAUGGGAUUGUGAAGCAGCCCAUCCUUCUGCCCUGCCAGCACAGCGUGUGUCUGCUCUGUGCUGCGGAGGUCUUGGUUCAGAGAGGAUACCCUCCUCCAGACCUGCCCCCUGAACCCUUGUCUCCUGCCUCCACUCCCAACACCCGCUCCCCUCGACAAACACGCAGACCCCCAUCCAGGACCCCAGACCGCCUGGAGCAUAUCCUCAGAACAGUGUGUGGGACGUAUCCAGGGCGACGGAGGAAGGACACUGCUCCGCCCAUGCUCUUCCCGUGUCCUUCCUGUCAGCAGGAGGUGGAGCUGGGAGAGAGGGGUCUGACCGAGUGCCUGCGCAACCUCACACUGGAGCGCAUUGUGCAACGGUACAGACACACCAUCAGCCUGGGGAGCGUGGCCAUCAUGUGUGGCUUCUGUAAGCCUCCACAGUCUUUGGAGGCCACCAAGGGCUGUGCUGACUGCAAAGCCAACUUCUGCAAUGAAUGUUUUAAACUCUACCACCCCUGGGGCACUCCCCGAGCCCAGCACGAGCACAUUUUACCAACAAAUAACUUUCGGCCAAAGGUUCUGACAUGCACAGUUCACGAGCAUGAGAAACUGCAGUGGUAUUGUCGCCACUGUCAGAAGCUCCUGUGUCAGUACUGCAAACUGCGACGCGUGCAUCAUGGGCACAAAGUGAUGCCCAUAGCAGAGGCCUACCAAGCUCUGAAGGUAAGUGCCCCCUAUAAAGUGAUGCCCAUAGCAGAGGCCUACCAAGCUCUGAAGGUAAGUGCCCCCUAUAAAGUGAUGCCCAUAGCAGAGGCCUACCAAGCUCUGAAGGUGAGUGCCCCCUAUAAAGUGAUGCCCAUAGCAGAGGCCUACCAAGCUCUGAAGGUAAGUGCCCCCUAUAAAGUGAUGCCCAUAGCAGAGGCCUACCAAGCUCUGAAGGUGAGUGCCCCCUAUAAAGUGAUGCCCAUAGCAGAGGCCUACCAAGCUCUGAAGGUAAGUGCCCCCUAUAAAGUGAUGCCCAUAGCAGAGGCCUACCAAGCUCUGAAGGUGAGUGCCCCCUAUAAAGUGAUGCCCAUAGCAGAGGCCUACCAAGCUCUGAAGGACAGAGUCACCAAGCAGGCCAACUUUAUCUUAGCUAACCAAGACGUAAUAAAGAGUCAGAUUUCCCAGAUUGAAACCACAAUCAAACACAUGGAGGCCAACAGCGCCGUGGCCAUGCAGUACCUGGUGCAGAGCGUGCGGGAGCUGGGGGCCGCGGUGUGUGAGCGGCAGGCGGCUAUGGCCCAGGCGCUGGAGGGGACCCGCGCCCGCAGAGGGGAGGCUUUAUCUGGGCAGGUGUCAGAGCGGCGUGGCCUGCAGGAGAGCGGAGGUCUGGUGUCCUUCACACAGGAGCUGCUCCGAGAGACAGACCCACCCAGCUUCGUGCAGGCGGCAAGAGUCACACAUAACCGACUGGUGAAAGCCGUACAGAACCUGCAGAGUUUCACCCUCUCAGCAGAUCCCUCCUUCAAACACUUUCACCUCGAUGCGUCCAGAGAAGUCAAGCUCAUCAGCAGUUUGAACUUCAUACAGGCCCCCCUGGCCCCGGUCAUCGACACCCAGAAGACGUUAGCCUACGACCAGCUGUUCGUGUGCUGGCGCCUGCCCCAGGACUCGGCCGCCGCGUGGCAUUUCUCUGUGGAAUACCAACGGCGCUCGGGGGCCACCGGAGCCACGUGGGGGGGCACCCAGUCUCCAAACACUGCAGUGUCAUGGCAACGCCUGGACGAAGUCCGAGGCACCUCAGCCGUGAUUGAGCGGCCGCAGAUGGACAGUGUGUAUGUGCUCCGGGUCAGAGGCUGCAACAAGGCCGGCUUUGGAGAGUUCAGUGAGGAGGUCUACCUGCACACGCCGCCUGCUCCUGUGCUCAGUUUCUCCCUGGACUCACGCUGGGGCCUCCACGCUGACCGCUUGGCUCUGGGUAAAGGCUUGACUUACGCGCGGAGUGUUCCAGGGAUGUCUCUGCUGCAGGCCGCAGACCACACGCUCACGUCCUGUCUGCUCUCCUCCGACCUGCUGGUGGGCGACCUGUCCGUGACUCAGGGACGACACUACUGGGCAUGCUCAGUGGAGCCGGGCUCAUACCUGGUGAAGGUGGGGGUCGGGCAGGAGACCAAACUGCAGGAGUGGUUUCACCUUCCUCCUGACAUCGCCAGCCCUCGCUGUGACCCGGACAGCGGCCAUGACAGUGGUGCAGAGGACUCUCAGGACAGCCCACCCUUCUGCUUCCUGACCAUGGGCAUGGGGAAGGUCCUGUUGCCUCAGACUCAGAGCCACAGCCAAGGGGCAGUGUUCUCCCACAGCAGCAGCGGCCAUGGCUCCCUGUCCCACGCCCUCACUGCUCCUCUGCCCCCGCGCCUGGGCGUCUGUCUGGACUGUGACAAAGGGCGGGUGACCUUCUGCGACGCCCACUCCCUGCGGGUGCUCUGGACCGGGCCUGUGGACUGCUCUGCCCCGGUCUGCCCCGCUUUCUGCUUCAUCGGAGGCGGUGCUCUCCAGCUGCAGGACAUGAUAGUCAACAGGAAUAUUGAAGAGCCACCUCCGCGCAGGGUCACCAUUCAGACACGGGCAAACAAGCUCAUAAAGUAG